GCUAAAAUGGUUGGGUGCCUGUUUUACCGGCCGGGAGGACGCGUUGUUGGUGCCCCUGCCUGUCGUUUGAUUUUGAAGAAAAUUUUACAAGUGAAAUUCUUUGUUUUUUUGGUCACAAUCGUAGCGAAACCGACGAUAGUGAAGGUGUUUGUUCCAGUGACUGAUUCACUAAAAGACUGCAAAAUGUUGAGCACUGACGCCCAGAUCCGAUAUUUAGUGCAGUGGUUCCACGAAUGGAGCGACUUGCAGAGGUCGGAUUUUGUGCCUAUUCUCGCGGAAAAGUACGCCAAUAAGGCCUACGUCAACGGAAUUGUCAAUAGCAUCGCUAAUGUUAACUGCCAGGAGAAACCAAUGUCGUUAUUCGAGUGCAGGGUCAAACUGUUCCGCGAGUGGUUCUCGCAGUGGAGCGCCGACCAGAAGGAAAGUUUCUUGAAACAGAUCAAGGAAAUUGACUCGGGUUUCGCCGAUAAAUUAAACGCUGAACUGCAAAAUGGGAUCUCAGAAAACCACGAAAAUGGAGAAGGGGUUUUGGAGGAUUAAUUUUCUGGAUUUUUUUUAAAUUAAUUAGAAUGUUAUUUAAUUUGUGAUAUUAGGUUGCUGAGUAUUAUCAAACACUUAUUGCAAUAUCUGAUUUUUUUUCAAUAAAGUUUUAUUUACUAAUUUUACAAAAA
Molecule: messenger RNA, 671 nt
Organism: Tribolium castaneum (red flour beetle)
Lineage: Eukaryota; Metazoa; Arthropoda; Insecta; Coleoptera; Tenebrionidae
Exons: 3
Coding region: 7-540 (177 amino acids)
Source: RefSeq, a predicted model, not a curated record